Anthostomella pinea is the source of this 2991-nucleotide messenger RNA. NCBI's taxonomy places the organism in Eukaryota, Fungi, Ascomycota, Sordariomycetes, Xylariales, Xylariaceae. The record is from the annotation of a GenBank genome assembly.
AUGAAGCUUCUCUCUGGCUUUCUGUUCUUCCUCGCCACAGUGUGGACGGUGUCUGCCACCAGCGAUAAUCUGACUAGAGCAGUGACUUGGGACGAGUACAGCUUGAUGGUUAAUGGCGAACGGGUUUUCAUAUUUGCUGGCGAGUUCCACUACGAGCGCUUGCCGAACCCGGCACUCUGGCUGGAUGUUCUUGAGAAGUACAAGGCCAACGGCUUGAAUGCGGUAUCAAUAUACUUCUUCUGGUCUUACCACUCAGCCCGGAGAGGCGUCUUCGACUUCACCAGCCCCGGCAAGGACGUGCAGCAACUGCUAGACAUUGCAAAGGAAGUCGGCUUGUAUGUUAUAGCCAGACCAGGACCCUAUUGCAACGCGGAGACGAACGGUGGUGGGCUCGCUCUCUGGGGUUCGGACGGCAGCCUUGGUGAAGUUAGGACAUCCGAUGAUACCUACUAUCAAGCAUGGCUGCCCUGGAUCACAGCGAUAGGCACCAUUCUAGCCAAGAACCAGGUCACGCAAGGUGGAAACGUUAUCCUGGAUCAGAUUGAAAAUGAGUUGCAAGAGAACAGUCACACUGCCACCAAUACCCUCGUCGUCUACAUGGAGCAGCUCGAGAAUGCGACUAGGAAUGCUGGUAUUGUCGUGCCAUCUUCCCACAACGAGAAAGGAAUGCGUUCAAUGAGCUGGUCUACGGACUACGAGAACGUUGGUGGUGCAGUCAAUGUCUACGGUCUGGACUCCUACCCUGGCGGGCUCAGCUGCACCAACACCGAGUCUGGAUUCAAGGUCGUCCGAGAUUACUACCAGUGGUUUCAAAACUACUCGUACACGCAACCAGAGUACUUGCCAGAGUUUGAGGCAGGGUAUCUGUUAGGCUGGGGUACAUACUUCUACGAUCAUUGCCUUGAGGAAAACGAUCCAGCGUUCGCGGACGUCUACUACAAGAAUAACAUCGGCCAAAGAACGACGCUGAUGUCCCUGUACAUGGCCUUCGGCGGGACGAACUGGGGCAAUAUAGCAGCUCCGGUGGUGUAUACCUCGUACGAUUAUUCGGCGCCCUUGAGAGAGACCAGAGAAGUCCGGCCUAAGUUCAUGCAGACGAAGCUGAUCGGCUUGUUCACGAGGGUCUCUCAGGAUCUACUCAAGACUGAGAUGGUAGGCAACGGCACUGGCUACAGCGUCAGCUCUGCUGGUGUCUACUCGUGGGUGCUACGGAAUCCCGAUACCCGUGCCGGCUUCUAUACUCUGCAGCAAGCGAGCACUCCUUCUAGAGCAGUAGUGACCUUCUCUGUCUACCUGAAUACAAGCAUCGGCGUUAUCACAGUCCCGUCAGUCUCGCUCGAUGGCCGGCAGAGCAAGAUCCUCACCACCGACUACCGCUUUGGGAACCACACAUUGCUAUACAGUAGCUCAGACGUACUGACUUACGGACUGUUUGGCAAUGUCGCCGUUUUGGUCUUGUAUGUCGAGGUCGGUCAAACAGGAGAGUUUGCCUUCAAAGACGCAGCACGGAACCUAUCGUUCAAAGCUUAUGGAUCCACGAACGUCUCGAGCUCUGCAGGAUACCCAGGUACGAACACUACUGCUACUGGCCACUCAGCAUCGUAUACCAAAUACACAUACACGCAGACAGCAGGCUCGACAGUAGUGCGGUUCUCAAACGGUGUCCUUCUCUACCUGCUGGACACACAGACUGCAUGGACCUUCUUCGCUCCUCCCGCGACUUCUGACCCGCACGUUGCGCCAAGCGAGCAAGUCUUUGUGCUUGGACCGUACAAUGUGCGGAGCGUUUCUCUGUCAGGGAGCACGGUCUCUUUGGUCGGCGACAAUGCGAACACGACUGGGUUGGAAGUCUAUGCUGGCGCAAGCGCGAGACGGAUUGUCUGGAACGGCAUGGAACUGGCUACUAGACGUACUGACUAUGGCUCACUGAUUGCCACAGCGUCUGGUGCGAACGAUAGGUCCACCGAGCUGCCAACCCUGUCUUGGGUAGUAGCGGAUGCCCUACCGGAGGCCCGACGAGACUACGACGACUCGAGAUGGGUUGUGUGCAACAAGACUACCACGCUGAGCCCUACCGCGCCGCUCACGCUUCCCGUGCUCUUUAGCUCCGACUAUGGCUACUACGCUGGUAUCAAGAUCUAUCGAGGCUAUUUCGAUGGCACCACAGCAACUUCGGCCAACAUCACUAACCAGGGAGGAGCAGCAGCUGGCUGGAGCGCUUGGCUGAAUGGCAAAUUCGUCGGUGGCAAUACGGGCAACGCGACUUUAUGGGCAACAUCGGGGCUUCUGGGCUUUCACGGCGCUGCUCUGUACAAUAAGAGGAACGUCCUCACCAUUGUCUCUGAUUACACCGGCCACGAUGAGACGUCGACCGGCCCUGGGGGUGUUACGAACCCUCGUGGUCUCCUAGGUGCAGUACUGUACGGCGGCAACAGCACCCUCAACUUCACGCAAUGGAAGAUCCAAGGUAAUGCAGGCGGCAACUUGAAUAUCGAUCCAGUAAGAGGUCCUCUCAACGAAGAUGGCCUCCAUGGCACACGGCUUGGCUGGCACCUCCCUGGAUUUAAUCCAACUGGCCCAGCCUGGACAGCAGGGUCUCCGUAUUCAGGCCGAAAUGCGAGCGGAAUCCGCUGGUACAUCUCCAAGUUCAACCUGUCAAUCGAUGCGGAUUUGGAUGUGCCUCUCGGUAUCGAGCUCAAUGCUCCGUCCGGCACUUACGCCUCUGUUCAGCUCUACGUCAACGGCUACCAAUAUGGCAAGUUUAUUCCACAAAUCGGACCGCAGACACGAUUCCCAUUUCCACCCGGCGUGAUUAACAAUCGCGGCGAGAACACGAUCUCCCUUGCCUUGUGGGCACAGACUGAUGCACCAACUCGGCUCAGCAACUGCACACUCUUCGCUUACGGCGCGUACCAGACCGGUUUCGACUUCUCUCGGGAUUGGAGCGAUCUACAGCCUGGAUGGACAGAAGACCGUUUGCAGUAUGUAUAG